Messenger RNA from Brassica napus (rape), 2085 nucleotides. RefSeq lists its product as uncharacterized. The transcript has a single exon. The record is from RefSeq and is a predicted model, not a curated record. The coding region runs from base 173 to 2038 and encodes 621 amino acids. Lineage: Eukaryota; Viridiplantae; Streptophyta; Magnoliopsida; Brassicales; Brassicaceae.
CCUUUCUUUCGGGCUCUUCUUUCGGAAGAAAAGUUAUUAAAAAUGUUAAAUGGAGGAACGAAUAGAAUCAUGGCAUUAGUACUUUACGUGUGAAAUCUAAACAUGUAUCACAACAAUUUAAGAAUCAUUGCAAUAAAACAUUCCGACACCUAUAAAUAUAUUACUUUAUCCAAUGUACAUUAUAUUCUACUUUCUUAAACAAUUGAUCCAUUGUAACUUCAUAACCACCAUCCCCCGUAUCAAACUGGUUCCAACCAUGGACUUAAUUCAGCAUUCUCCUACUGUUAUCGUUUGUACUCGUCCACGAUACAGAAACAAAGAAGAGUUUCGUUCAGCACGAUUCAAAGAUUCACCAAUUGUAUUGUUCGGUUUUCCCGGUCUAGAAAACGAUAAGGAGUCCCCGCCUUCAGAUAAUACCCAUCCGCUUGUAUGGUGCCACAACGAAGAAAACAAGAAUAAAGAAUUUCCAUGCAACUUUUGCGAGUGUAAGUUAGAUAGCACCACAGGCUAUUAUUUAUGCGAAGAGUUCGAUAAGAGGAUUUCUAAAAACAACACUGUUGGUUUUCAUAAAGAGUGUAUCAAACCGAUGACCAACAAUCCUUAUCAUCCUAAACAUCCGCUCCAAGUUCUCGUAUUUGCAACAGUGGUACCAAACAAAGUAUGCUAUUGUUGUUACACUUAUAGAACUCACUUUUACUAUUGUUUUAUAUGUAAUUUUAGCAUUUGUCGGGAUUGUGCGAGAAAACCGCUACUCCUUACAAUAGACCACAAGAAAAGGCAUGAACAUACACUCUACUACAUUCCUCGAGAAGCCUCCAUGACUUGCGAUGUUUGUGCUUUGGAUGAUCGAAGGUACUUUAUUUAUGUAUGUCAUCAAUGUGAUUAUGUAGUCCAUAAAAAGUGUAUAUAUUCACCAUACGUCAUAAAAAUUUCUCGUCAUGAACAUCGCCUCUCUUUCACUUCUUCGUUUCUUUCUGGAGAAUGGUUUUGCGGAAUUUGUCGGAAAAAAAUAAACCAAAAUUAUGGAGGAUAUUCUUGCGUGAAAGGUUGUUAUUAUGUUGCUCAUUCCCAGUGUGCUAUACAUAAAGAUGUAUGGGAUGGAAAAGAACUUGAAGGAGAACCAGAAGAAAUAUUUGAAAGCAUUAUGCCGUUUGAAGAGAUAAGUGAUGGAAUUAUAAAACAUUUCAGUCAUAAACAUCAUAUGAGACUCCUCCAAGAAGUUGAGAAAACAAAUAAGAUUAACAAACACUGUCAAGCAUGCGCAUUUCGGAUUUAUGAAGGUGACAUUUAUAAUUGCUUGGAAUGUGAUUUUGUUCUCCACAAAGUAUGUGCGUAUCUUCCAGUUAAAAAACAACAUGUGUUGCAUUCUCACCCUCUCUUCUUACAAGAGGAAAAUCUACAAACUACGUUUGGGUGUUCAGCUUGCUUUCGUGUAUGCAACAAUUUCAGGUAUGUGUGUCAAAUGGCCAAUUGUCUUUUCACAUUAGACGUGAAUUGUGCAGCUGUAUCUGUACCACUUAAUCAUCAAUGUCAUCCACAUCUUUUGUUCCUACCAUCUCAACCUGGAUCUGAAAGAAUUUGUUCGAUUUGUAAGAAAACUGAAAAGAUCCGUUUAGAAUGUGGAGAAUGUGAUUUUGUGUUUUGUUUUCGCUGUGCAAUUCUACCAAUGAAGUUCAAGUACCAGCAUGAUGAACAUCCUCUCAUAUUUUCAUAUGAAGAAGACUCGAAUGGUCAACACUGGUGUGAUGUCUGUGAAAAAGAAAUACUACCCAAGAAUGGAAUAUAUACGUGCAGUGAUUGUGACAUCCAACUCCAUAUCGAAUGCUUACACGGGAACAACAUGUAUUUGUUACCUUGUAAAUCGGUUAUACUUAAUGAAGGAAAAUACGAUAUUCUUUGCAAUGAUCUGCCCACACGGUACACAUGCAAACGAUGUCAUAAACGUUGCGAAGACAAGACCGUCUACAAGAGAUCCGACGAUGUAAUCUAUUGUUCUAUGUAUUGUAUAGUCUGUGAGAAAUAUGGAAUCAAAAAUUAAAUAAAAUAAACCAUGUAUAAAUAUUAUUUAUAAUAGUUGAAUAUUAA